Molecule: messenger RNA, 2710 nt
Organism: Helobdella robusta
Lineage: Eukaryota; Metazoa; Annelida; Clitellata; Rhynchobdellida; Glossiphoniidae
Exons: 16
Coding region: 81-1943 (620 amino acids)
Biological process (GO): L-valine biosynthetic process
Cellular component (GO): acetolactate synthase complex
Molecular function (GO): thiamine pyrophosphate binding; flavin adenine dinucleotide binding; magnesium ion binding
Source: RefSeq, a predicted model, not a curated record
AAAUCUUCUGGAUUUAUUUUCGAAUUGAUUAUCAUUGUAGAAUAAUUUAUAAACUAAUUUAAUAAAUAAAAAUAAUCAUAAUGCUUUUUAUAUUUAUUAUUUUAUUAUUGAUCAUUUUUUUCUUUUUUUACUGGAUUGGAUAUUUUCAUGUUAUUUUUUCAAAAAAAAUUGACAGGAAUUCUGACAGACAUGCUGGUGAAAUAGUUGCAAACGUUUUAAAAGCUCAUGGUGUAAAAUUUCUAUUCACUCUAACUGGAGGUCACAUUUCUCCGAUUUUGGUCGCCUCCGAGAGAAAGGGCAUUCGAGUAGUCGAUGUUAGGCAUGAGGCCACGGCUGUUUUUGCAGCCGAUGCAGUUGGUAGGCUGUCUGGGGGCAUUGGUGUUGCAGCUGUCACUGCUGGGCCAGGAGUUACGAACACAAUCACAGCCCUCAAAAAUGCCCAAAUGGCCGAAUCACCCGUCCUUCUGAUUGGCGGAGCUGCUGCAACAUUUUUAAAAGGUCGCGGGGCCCUGCAGGAUAUCGACCAAAUGGCCCUACUGAGGCCCAUUUGUAAGUUUACCGCCACCGCAAGAAGGAUCCAGAACAUCAGACCACUACUCUAUAAAGCAAUCCAGGUAGCCCAAUCUGAUACACCUGGACCCGUUUUUGUGGAAUUCCCGAUCGACCUACUCUACCCCUACAGAAACGUUGCCCAAGAGAUUGGAUUGUCGUCGGGCGCUGGUGCUGGCGGCAUCAUGAAGAAGUUGAUUAAUUUCUACCUGCAAACGCGUCUGGACUGCCUGUUUGCCAAUGGUUUCGACGAUUUGGGCACCCAACUACCUUUACCCUGGCCCGUAUCUUUCCCCCUGGCCUCUAGCAAACAAAUGCAGCGGUGCAUGAAGCUGAUUAGCAGGUGCAAGAAGCCAGUCCUCCUGCUUGGAAGUCAGUCGGUUACGAUCCCGACAGCGGUCGACGAUUUAAGAAGAGCCGUUGAGACUUUUGGAGUUCCGACGUUUUUGGGCGGCAUGUCCAGGGGUUUGCUGGGUAGCAAAAGUUCGAUACAGUUCAGGCACUGCAGGAAGGAUGCUCUCAAAGAAGCUGACUGUAUUAUAUUGGCCGGAACCGUCUGUGACUUCAGGUUAAGUUAUGGCAGGUCGUUCAAUAAGAAAGCGAAAAUCAUCUCAAUAAACCGAGAUGCUAGUCAGCUUAAGAAGAAUUCCGAUUUGUUCUGGAGUGCAGCCAUCACAGUGCAGGCAGACGUGGCAUCGUCCAUCGUGCGUAUCGUAGAAGGAUUGCCGGGCUACAAAUGCGAGCACGGAUGGAUUGAAAGUCUCAGACAAAAGGAUAUCUUCAAAGAAAAUGAGAUUCGCGAACGUGGAAGACAAGCAACUGAACAGCACUUAAACCCAAUAAAGAUCUUAAUGGAGUUGGAAGACUUUUUGCCCGAAAAAUCAAUCCUAGUGGCUGACGGGGGAGACUUUGUGGGCACGGCUGCAUACAUAUUGAGACCUAGAGCCCCCCUGACGUGGUUAGACCCUGGUGCCUUCGGCACCCUUGGUGUCGGCGGGGGGUUUGCGUUGGGGGCCAAACUUUGCCGGCCCGAUCACGACGUCUGGAUCAUAUAUGGCGAUGGCUCGUUGGGGUUUAGUGUCGCCGAGUUUGAUACUUUCACCAGGCAUAAGACACCCGUUAUAGCCCUGGUAGGCAACGACGCAUGUUGGAGUCAAAUCGCCAGAGAUCAGCAGAGAAUACUGCAAGCUCCUACAGCCUGCAAUCUUGCUUUCUGCAAGUACGAACUCGUCUGCAACGGUUUCGGUGGGAAGGGAUUUCAAAUAAACAGAGAUAGUCAGAAUAUUUCGAUCAUUUUCGACGAGGCGAUCAGGAACUCGAGGCGAGGAACGAGCGUCUUACUCAACUGCUUCAUCGGAAAGACGGACUUCAGAGACGGAAGUAUCAGCGUCUAGUGGGGCUUUCUGAUGUUUGACCUCAGUCACCGAGCCAAAUGAGAGAAAUGCCUCCACGAGAAACUUUAUUUGGUCCAGAGUUGUCUGAGCGUUAGAAUGCGUAAUUUGGCUUAAUUUUAUUACAGUUUUCUUAAUUGAUUAAUCAUUUAAUUAAUCUAUUAAUCAAAUAAUUAAUCAAUUAUUUUAAUUAUUUGAUUAAAUGCAAUUUAUGCUUUAAUUAUUUAUUACUUUUAUUUUAUUAUCUACUAAUGAUAAUUAUUAAAAUAGGAUAUGUAAUGAAAUGGUUUGUGUGGGUGUAUAUUGUGUGUGUGUGAGAUUUAAAAUUUUAAGUGCGUGAAGUUAGGAAGAUGAUAACAACCAUUGAUGAUGAUAUCAGCAGAUAACAUUACGUUCUAAUGCCUAAGUUCCCAGUUUAUUUAAUCAUUAAGGAGGAAUUUUUCUAGUAUUAUUAUUACUAAUUAUUAUUACUAAUUAUUAUUAUUUAUCGUUGUUAUUGUGUGAGCAUAGUAUAAAUAAUUAUUAUAUGGCUUGUAUAUAAAUUGAAUGAAACACGAAAUAUUAUAUGAAUUCUCUCUUUUAAAUGGUUUAGUUUUUUGUUCUUGUUGAUAAUGUUUAUAAGUUUAACGUUUAGACUGUUUAUGAAGCUAUCUUAAAGUAAAUUGUUACAUCUGUUUAAUCAUUUUGUUAAUGUUAAACAAUUUUUUUUCGUUUUAAAAAUUUUUCCUCCUACAUUAAAGAAUGUAAUAAAAGUUUCUAUCUCAAAGCAA